Penicillium waksmanii is the source of this 1215-nucleotide messenger RNA. RefSeq names its product epoxide hydrolase family protein. NCBI's taxonomy places the organism in Eukaryota, Fungi, Ascomycota, Eurotiomycetes, Eurotiales, Aspergillaceae. The record is from RefSeq and is a predicted model, not a curated record. The transcript is spliced from 8 exons. Gene Ontology annotation, biological process: epoxide metabolic process. Gene Ontology annotation, molecular function: epoxide hydrolase activity. Bases 1 to 1215 code for a protein of 404 amino acids.
AUGUCGAUGCCAUUUAGCACCCCGCCCUCGACGGCGAAGGACCCUCUGUCGCCAUUCAGGAUCGCUGUUCCGCAGGCCAAGCUUGUUGAGCUCGAAACAUUGUUGAAGAUAGCCAAGUUCGCACCGCAUACAUACGAGAAUUCCCAAACAGACCGUCGUUAUGGUGUUGGCACUGAUUGGCUAAUGACCAUGCGGGAUCUGUGGCUGCGGUCGUAUAGCUGGAGAGCGACCGAGGAUCGGAUCAAUAGCUUCCCUCAUUUUACUAUGGAUGUGAAUGGGGUCAAUAUCCAUUUUGUAGGUCUAUUUUCGCAGAAGAAAGAUGCCGUUCCUAUUCUGUUGAUCCACGGAUGGCCUGGAAGCUUCUUGGAAUUCUUGCCAAUCUUACAAAAGUUUGAGGACGCAUAUACACCUGAGACGCUACCCUAUCACUUGGUCGUACCUUCAUUGCCGGGUUAUGCCUUUUCCUCUGGUCCUCCAUUGGAUAGGGAUUUUGGCGUGGGUGAUGUUGCUAUUAUUUUAGAUCAACUGAUGAAACAGAUUGGAUUUGAGACUGGCUAUGUGGCCCAUGGUGGUGAUAUCGGCAGUCGAAUUGCGCGAAAUUUGGGAGUGGACCAUGAAAGCUGCAAGGCUGUUCACGUCAACUUGGUUCUCAUGAAACGCCCGGACAAUAUGACAGACGACCUUCUCAACGCCCAUGAAAUCGAAGGCAUCGAAAAGAUGCAAUACUUCACGGCAUUCGGCUGUGGAUAUGCAACUGAGCAGGGCACUCGGCCUAGCACCAUUGGCCAUGUUGUAUCGUCAAGCCCUCUUGCUCUUCUGGCAUGGGUCGGCGAGAAAUUUCUAGAAUGGGUUGAUGAUCCUCUCGCCAUACACGACAUCUUGGAAUCUGUGACACUAUAUUGGCUGACGGAGACGUUCGCUCGGGCUAUUUACGUUUAUCGACAAAAUUAUCCACCUCCGCCUAUUCCAUCUGCCAAUGACCCCCGCUGGUUUAUCCACAAGCCAUUUGGGUAUUCAUCUUUCCCUAUGGAGAUCGCUCCGCUGCCGCGAUCCUGGAUUGAGACGACCGGUAAUCUGGUUUUCUAUGAACGACAUCAGAAGGGUGGCCACUUUGCGGCCCUAGAGCAGCCGGAUCAGCUGAAGUCAGACUUGACUAAGUUUGUUGACCAGAUAUGGCCAGGCAUUACUGGCACUGACUGUAUCGGUGCUUCUUGA